Molecule: messenger RNA, 354 nt
Organism: Caenorhabditis remanei
Lineage: Eukaryota; Metazoa; Nematoda; Chromadorea; Rhabditida; Rhabditidae
Exons: 3
Coding region: 1-354 (117 amino acids)
Source: RefSeq, a predicted model, not a curated record
AUGUGCUGUAUCCGCCUAUUUCAGACACCUGGCACAAUUCUAGCUCAGUUGAACGAGUAUCGUGAGACACUAUAUAUUAUAUUCGGAAUCACUUGCCUCGUUUCAUGGCUUUGUUUCAAUUUAUGGGCGUUACGUGAGUUUUUCUGUCCCACAAUAUUUUCUUCUGCCAAUUCCUCCACAUCACGUCGUCAUAACACUCCGGAAGAUCGUCUCACUCGAAUCAAAAUGCAAUACAUAUCCAGUGGCCGUUUGCUCACAAACCUGACAGCCUCAGCAAGUGCCACUCUCUCCCAUGCAAAUCGUCGAGCUUCACUGCCCACAGAUUUUCAGAAUUUGGAAGUUUUUGUGGUUUAA